UACAAUGAUGUGCAUGUGAACUUUACUCAAGAAGAAUGGGCUUUGCUGGAUACUUCCCAAAGGAAUCUUUAUAAAGAUGUGAUGCUGGAGACCUACAGGAACCUCACUGCUAUAGGCUACAGUUGGGAAGAUGAUAAUAUUGACGAGCAUUGUCAAAGUUCUAGAAGACAUACGAGAAAGCAUACUAGAGAGGAUCGCUAUGAAUGUAUCCAAUAUGGUAAAACCUUUGCCUGUAACAGUUAUCUCCUAAUACAUGAACGAAUUCACACUGGAGAGAAACCUUAUGAAUGUAACGAAUGUGGUAAAGCCUUUGCACAGAAUAGUCAUCUCCUCCUACACAAAAGAACUCACACUGGAGAGAAACCUUAUGAAUGUAACCAAUGUGGUAAAGCCUUUGCACAGAACAGUCAUCUCUUACAGCAUAAAAGAAUUCACACUGGAGAGAAACCUUAUGAAUGUAACCAAUGUGGUAAAGCCUUUGCAUGUAACAGUAAUCUCCUAAUACAUAAAAGAACUCACACUGGAGAGAAACCGUAUGAAUGUAACCAAUGUGGUAAAGCCUUUAAACAUAACAGUCAUCUAAUACAUAAAAGAAUUCACACUGGAGAGAAACCUUAUGAAUGCAACCAAUGUGGUAAAGCCUUUGCACAGAACAGUCAUCUCGUACUACAUAAUAGAACUCACACUGGAGAGAAACCUUAUGAAUGUAACCAAUGUGGUAAAGCCUUUGCACGUAAGGGUAGUCUCCUAACACAUAAAAGAACACACACUGGAGAAAAACCUUAUGACUGUAACCAAUGUGGUAAAGCCUUUACACGUAACAGUCAUCUCCUAAUACAUAAAAGAACUCACACUGGUGAGAAACCAUAUGAAUGUAAGCAGUGUGGUAAAGCGUUUGUAUGUAGCAGUAAUCUCAUAAUACACAAAAGAACUCACUGGAGAGAAACGUUAUGA
Molecule: messenger RNA, 954 nt
Organism: Meriones unguiculatus (Mongolian gerbil)
Lineage: Eukaryota; Metazoa; Chordata; Mammalia; Rodentia; Muridae
Product: zinc finger protein 120-like
Exons: 3
Biological process (GO): regulation of immune system process; negative regulation of transcription by RNA polymerase II; regulation of cytokine production
Source: RefSeq, a predicted model, not a curated record